UGAUAUUGGCCAUGUGUGUAUUGCCGUACAUACUACAGAAGUCAUACAGCUUCAUUUUGCACUUUGUUUAUGAAUAUUUAUAAAUGUAGGCAUUACAUUUAGGUUAUAAGUCUGACUUACGUUUGUAGGAAAUAGUACAUGUCGUCAGCGGAAGUUAGUUUUAUUUGAAUUUUCUGUUUCGCUCCGCAUUAGCUUCCGUAGUUCAUUCGCUAUGGCAGUUUGCAUCCUUAAACGUUAGCUGUAUGAUGACUAGCGUGACUUAGCGUGACAUGCUUAAAAUCCGACCACUACUGAGUGCCUUAGUGAACCGCAGACUGACGUUAGAGAGAAACGGUGGCCUUCUUAAGUUAUUUUGCAUGAUGAGUGAAGGACCCAGAGAUGAGCAGACAGCCAAGCAGCUGAAAAGAGCCAACGAGGAAAAUGAAGCAGAGAAGGUGCAGGCUACUAAAAAACUAAAAGCAGAGGGAGUAAACACUGAAGAUGAAAAGAAAUACCCCAAAAAGAAAGUGGUGCUCCUCCUGGCAUACUCUGGGAAGGGUUACUAUGGCAUGCAGAGAAACCCUGGAACCUCUCAGUUUAGGACCAUUGAAGAUGAUCUGGUCACUGCACUUAUUAAAUCAGGCUGCAUUCCUGAAAACCACGGUAACGACAUGAAAAAGAUGUCUUUCCAAAGAUGUGCCAGAACAGACAAGGGUGUGUCUGCAGCUGGCCAAGUGGUGUCUCUAAAGGUGUGGUUGAUUGAAGACAUCAUUGAAAAAAUCAAUGAGCAUCUGCCGCCACAGAUCAGAGUGCUCGGCUUUAAACGGGUGACACAGGGUUUCAAUUCCAAAACAAACUGUGAUGCUCGUACAUACAUUUACAUGCUUCCUACAGUGGCCUUUGCCCCUAAAGACUAUGACACUGGGGAUAUAUCAGCCUUCCGCCUUGAAACAGAGACACUCCAGAGGGCGAACCGCCUGUUCGCUCUCUACAAAGGCACCCAUAACUUCCACAACUUCACCUCUCAGAAGGCUCCAAGCGACCCCAGCGCCCGCCGCUACAUCACAGAGAUGUCCUGUGGAGAGCCUUUCCUCAACAGCAAUACUCAGUUUGCAGUGAUCACUGUCCGAGGCCAGAGCUUUAUGAUGCACCAAAUCCGCAAGAUGAUCGGCCUGGUGAUCGCAGUGAUAAAGGGCUACGCCAAGGAGGACGUGAUCGAGCGGAGCUGGGGACAGGAUAAGGUGGAUGUCCCCAAAGCUCCAGGUCUGGGGCUGGUUCUGGAAAGGGUUCACUUUGACCGCUACAAUAAACGGUUCGGAGGAGACGGGCUGCAUGAGCGGCUGGAGUGGGACCGCGAGGAGGAGGCGAUCAAGGCCUUCAAGGAGGCUCACAUCUACCCCACAAUUGUUGAGACGGAGUGUCAGGAGGGCUCCAUGGUUAGCUGGAUGUCCACACUUUCUAUCCAUGACUUUGAAGCUACAGCCACAACUACUGACUCACAAGACAACAAGGACCAGAAACAGGAAAAUGCAGAUGUAGGAAACGACUCCGAUUAGGUCACCCUGCCUGCUGAAAGAAAAGACGUCUUCUCACCAAAACAUUUUUUUCACUUUUGUUGGGAUUCAGCUUUCAUUUUAGUAUAUCUUCCAAGGCUGACUUUUUUUAGUGUGAUAAAAUUCUGAUGUUCUUAUACAAAUGUUAUUAAUUAAACAACAAGAUAAUAAAAACCUCUGUGUUCUUUAUCAGA
Epinephelus lanceolatus (giant grouper) is the source of this 1726-nucleotide messenger RNA. RefSeq names its product pseudouridine synthase 1 (gene pus1). The record is from RefSeq and is a predicted model, not a curated record. Lineage: Eukaryota; Metazoa; Chordata; Actinopteri; Perciformes; Serranidae. Gene Ontology annotation, cellular component: nucleus. Gene Ontology annotation, molecular function: pseudouridine synthase activity; RNA binding. Gene Ontology annotation, biological process: tRNA pseudouridine synthesis; mRNA pseudouridine synthesis.